This is a messenger RNA of Spirodela intermedia, 2495 nucleotides long. The record is from the annotation of a GenBank genome assembly. NCBI's taxonomy places the organism in Eukaryota, Viridiplantae, Streptophyta, Magnoliopsida, Alismatales, Araceae.
AUGGUCUUUGCGACUGACGCAGGGGACGUGGCUCUAGCCGAUGAUACUUUCUUCUCCGACAGCGAUGACGAAAUUGACCUAGAUUACCCUGCCGAGGGAUUCUCCUCCAUCCGCGAGGCCAUCGAAGACAUCCGCCGUGGCAAGGUCAGUUGCCUGAGCUUCGUUCGCAAAGGAGCUAGGGUAUCCCUCCCCAUUCCUCGCUGACGCCUGCGUACGAAUAUCUCGCAGUUCGUGGUAGUGGUGGACGACGAAGACAGGGAAAACCAGGGAGAUCUCAUAAUGGCGGCAUCGCUGGUGACACCGGACGCGAUGGCGUUCGCUGUGAGACACGGCACUGGAAUAGUCUGCGUAGCCAUGAAAGGGGAAGACCUGGAGAGGUUGCAGCUCCCUCUGAUGGUGUCCAAGGAGAAAAACGAAGAGGAGCACUCCACUGCAUUCACCAUCUCAGUGGUACGCAAUCGUUCAUCGUAAAACCCUAUUGAACACAGAAUUUCAAUCUCUCGUUUAAUUCCCCCUCCGCCACUGUUGCAGGAUGUGAAGGAAAGGACGACCACAGGGGUUUCUGCAAGAGACAGGGCAAAGACAAUUCUCGCUCUGGCAUCACCCACCUCACGAGCUGAGGAUUUCAAUCGCCCCGGUCACAUCUUCCCCAUCAAAUACAGGGAAGGAGGUGUGUUGAAGAGAGCAGGACAUACAGAAGCUUCUGUUGAUCUUACCGUCCUGGCUGGGCUACCUCCGGUGGCCGUCCUAUGCGAGAUUGUGGACAAGCAUGAUGGUUCAGUGGCCAGAUUGCCCAGGCUAUGUGAAUUCGCACAGCAGGAAAAUCUGAAGAUCAUCUCCAUCGACGACCUAAUCAGGUCUCAGUCCAUCUCUCUUCCUUUUUCCCUCUAUAAAUUCCAGAGGGUCUGGCCAACAAAAUCGUUUCUUUCUUUCUCUCUCUCAGAUACAGGAGAAAAAGAGCAAAGCUGGUGGAGCGUUCUUCCAAUGCGCGGCUUCCCCUGGAGUGGGGCAACUUCCAGGCCCACUGCUACCGAUCCCUGCUCGAUGGGAUUGAGCACAUCGCCAUGGUCAAGGUGACCCCUCCUCUUCAAAGAACAAUGCCAGUUUGAACCAUCCAACUCUCUCUCUCUCUCUCUCUCUCUCUCUCUCUCUCUCUCUCUCUCUCUGUCCAAACUCUGUGACUGUGCUCAAACGGAGGAGAAGCUGAAGGUUGUUGAUGGGCGGCAGGGGGAGAUCGGAGAUGGGGAGGACAUCCUGGUGAGGGUGCACUCGGAGUGCCUCACGGGGGAUAUCUUCGGAUCGGCGAGGUGUGAUUGUGGGAAGCAGCUGGAGCUGUCGAUGCGGAUGAUAGAGAAGGCCGGGAGAGGGGUGUUGGUGUACCUGCGCGGGCACGAGGGAAGGGGCAUCGGCCUCGGCCACAAGCUCCGCGCCUACAACCUGCAGGACAGCGGCCGCGACACCGUCGAGGCCAACGAGGAGCUGGGCCUGCCCGUUGACUCGCGGGAGUACGGCAUCGGCGCCCAGGUGAAUCCCGUUUCUCUCUCUCUCCCUUUUUUUUUCUUUUUGAAGGCAACAGAGGGCGUCGACGCCCUGAGUCAACUCCCGCCCAACGGGGGCUGAAAAAUAUGCCUGGUUAUUUCUCCUUUACAGUGUCAACGGCCCUGUCUGGCCCGGAGGUCAACUCCCCUCUACCCUGGCGGGGUAGAGAAAUACGCCCAGUUCUCCUAAUUUGAAUGAAGUCAACUGGGGGGGUUCGGCCCUGAGUCAACUGGGCAGAUAAACAGGCACGGUUCUUUCUACUUUAGGGCUUCAACGGGCCUGUUCCAUGCUGAAGUCCUCCACCCCCAGUUGAAGAGAAAUAGGCCAGUUUUUUCUACUUUUUGGUGUCAACGGGCAGGGUAGACAUAGAAGUUUACAACGGCCUAGCCCCGAAAACCCGGCGCUAGCCUUAAAGUCAGAGCCCGUGUGGAGAGCAGGCCCAGUUGUUUCCAGCUUUGGUAGUCAACGGGUUAGGUAGCCCCGGAAGUCAACUCCACCCAAAACUGGAGGGAGAAAUAUUCCCGGAUAUUUGUAUCCCAGGGUGUCAACGUGAUGGGUGGGCGGAGGUCAACUCCCCCUCACCCCGAAGAGAAAUAGACCCGGUUAUCCGCUUUUUGGUUUCAAUGCCCGGAAAGUGAAACUUAUCCAAUUAAACUUGAUCAAGGGAAUGAUGGGUUGACUUUUGAAAGAUGCAAAUGGUUAUGGUACGAUUCUCGUUGCAGAUACUGCAGGACCUUGGGGUGAGGACGAUGAGGCUGAUGACCAACAACCCAUCCAAGUUCAUCGGGCUCAAGGGCUACGGGUUGACCGUGGUGGGGCGGGUCCCACUGCUGACUCCCAUCACCUCGGAGAACAGAAGGUACUUGGAGGCCAAGCGGGCCAAGAUGGGCCACGUUUAUGGACCCCAAUUCAAUAGACGGCUGCGCGGCUCGGAUGAAGUCAACGGUGUCUCCUAA